Prorocentrum cordatum is the source of this 1070-nucleotide messenger RNA. NCBI's taxonomy places the organism in Eukaryota, Dinophyceae, Prorocentrales, Prorocentraceae. The record is from the annotation of a GenBank genome assembly.
GGGGGCGGCGCGGCGCUCGGCGGGGGUGCGGCGGGCCGGCGAGGGCGGGGGCGGCGCGGCGGCCUCCAGCGAGGCCGAGCCCGCGGACUUCGUCUGCGUGCUGGACGGGCAGCGGUUCAGUGCGAACGCCGCGGAGAAUCCGGGCUUCCGGGACAGGGUUGCCGGGUCGCUGCUCGACGCGAUGAACUCGGGGCCGUCUUCCGCGAUGACGCGGAGGGGCGAGGACGGGUCCAUCCUGCUGCUCGCCGAGCACCUGCCCGACGAGGUGGUGGAGUGGUUCCCAGACAUCUGGACUUACCUGCUGGACGGGGAGUGGCCCAGGGCGACCGAGACGCUGCGCGACCACAUGCGGAAGCAGAGGGCGCAGAAUUUUCUGGGCCUCCAGACGGCCGAGUCUGGUGGUGAGCAGGCGGCCAUGUUGGUCUUCGGCGCGAACCUGGUGAACCUACCCGACAACAAGCAGCACGCAGCAUCCUGUAUGCGCUUCGUGGGCAGCGGCGUCCGCGAAGUGCCCUUAGAUCCAGCAGGCACGUGGGACAACCCGGACGGUGCCGUGGUAAUGCGCGUUGGACCGCGUUCUAUGGUCCAGCUGGACGGCGAGGACAUCAUUUACGUUAAGCUCAACGGGUCCAGCAACUACGUCUACAUCACGAGGCACAAACUCCUCAAGAACCGGCACCUGCGCGCCGCGGUCAUGCGCCCGUACACGUCCCAGUACCCGAAGUUCGGCAGCGGCGUGGUGCUCUUCCUGCACGCCUCGCCGCGGGAGGCCAGGCGCCGCCCCGAGCUCACCCGUGUGGCGGCCUGGCCCGCCUUCUGGCUCGUGGUGUACGCCCGCAGCGACGGCCGCGAGGUCUACUCCUGCCAGUCCUGCGAGGUGCUCCCGGGCGGCCUGCGCGAGCUCUCCGACGGGGCCCUGGUGCUGCUGUCGAAGCACGAGAGCCUGCGGCACAUGCUCCUGAGCAUCUACCCCGUGUCCCCCGAGGAGAGGGUGCCUGACCGUCCCGCCGAUCUCGGAGGAGGAAAAGCAACACUACCUUUCAGUCGGGCCUGUCCCUCUGCAGGGGGAG